Neurospora crassa OR74A is the source of this 2379-nucleotide messenger RNA. RefSeq lists its product as hypothetical. Gene Ontology annotation, molecular function: ligase activity, forming carbon-nitrogen bonds; ATP binding. The record is from RefSeq and is a predicted model, not a curated record. Lineage: Eukaryota; Fungi; Ascomycota; Sordariomycetes; Sordariales; Sordariaceae. Gene Ontology annotation, biological process: tRNA processing. The coding region runs from base 1 to 2379 and encodes 792 amino acids. The transcript has 2 exons.
AUGGUCACGCCGCUACAGGUCUUCCACCGCAGCGCCCGGGCAAUCAGCGCCCGCGAGUUCGAAGAUGCUCUCCACUCAAUAUGCCGGCCCCGGUUUCCUCCGGCCUUCAGUCCCAGACAUCGCCAUAUCGGCUGUGCCAUAAGCGGAGGCGUGGAUUCCAUGGCAUUGGCCUUUUUGUUUCACCGGCUUAAACAGGAAAAAUCUCUAAACGCCAGCGUUUCCCCUAACGAGCAGUUUCGCGUCGGCGACAACAUUCUAGGCAAGGUCCGUGCCGUCAUUGUCGACCAUGGCUUGCGCGAGGGCAGCGACGAAGAGGCACAAAAGGUGGCACAUGCCAUCAAGACCAAGAUUGGCGACAUGGUUGAUCCUACCAUUGAGACCAUCAACUGGGAGUCUGAACUCGGCCCCGGUGUAGACCCCAAAACUCACCCAAGCAUUGAACCCUUGGCCCGCAAACUUCGCUAUGCCGCCAUUGCGGGCGUGUGCCAACGUCACAACAUUUGUUCCCUCUUCACAGGCCACCAUGAAGAUGACCACGGCCGCGGCUACCGUGGUCUUCAGGGUAUCCCGAACGCCGUAGACAUUCCAGAGUGCUACGAUAUUCACAACGUCUACCAGAGUGGUUACUUGGAUGACCAAGAGUCCACAAGCCCGUUUUGGACCAGGAUGCCGACGGGCAAGCGGAUGAAGAAGUACCUGAAGUACAGCCUGCGUGACCAGCUCGAUCCGCAAACGCUCCAGUAUGAAAUCGCCUAUGGCAUGAGGAGUGAUGGAAGCCAGUACUUCAACGAGUACCAGCGCACACACCGCAAAUGGGGAGACUACCCUCCUGUCCCAGAGGUCGAUGCCGAGGAUGGUGGCAUCAUGAUCUACCGCCCUCUGCUUGGCUUCGGCAAGGACAGGCUCAUUGCCACGUGUGAGGAGAACGGCAUACCAUGGUUCGAAGAUCACACCAAUGCAGACCCAACUUUCACCCCCCGCAAUGCUAUCAGAUACUUGGUCAAGCAUCACCAACUCCCAAACGCCCUCCAAAAGCCUGCCAUCUUGCAGCUUGCGGCACGAUGCCGCGCCAGGGUUGCCGCCGAGGAAGCUGAAGCCGGUAGAGUUCUCGAGCGACUAUAUGUUCACGAUCUCGCAACGACAGCUGGGACAGUAGAGGCCGAAAUGCCUAGGUUCAGACUCCCAGGAGGCCCCAGGUUGUCUCGGAGGUCCUCUGUUUGGCGCAAGAGGCGUCUUGUCCACUAUCGCACCAUUGCCGCCAUCAUCAUACGGCGACUGCUCUCGUUGGUAACACCCAACCACAACCUCCCAACCCUUGCGGAUCUCGAUUACUCCGUCGCGUUACUUUUUCCAGAGCUGAGGCUUCCCGAUGAAAAGGAGAUCCCAACACUCCAAGGCGAACCCAAGGGCUACAUGAUCUCCGGCGUGCACCUGGACCCCCUUAUCCAACCCAAUGGCUCCGUCCGCUGGCGGCUCUCCCGAGCCCCUUACCAAGCCAAAACUCCCGCCCCAACCCUACGAUUAUCCCAAAGCGCCUUAGCCUCGCGUUUCCUCAAGGAACCCUCCGAGUGGGCCUGGGCAGGCUGGACAAAAUGGAAGCUCUGGGACGGCCGCUACUGGAUCCGGCUCCGUCACCGCGUGCCCUGUCCCGUGCGCGUCGCCCCCUUCGAAGCUGUCUACCAAAAAGACUUCCGCGAGGGUCUUCUUCUCGGCCAGAAGGUCAAGCACAAGGAACUGCUCGCCAGCAUGCUGAAAGCCUACGCCCCCGGCCGCAUCCGGUACACCCUGCCGGCCGUGUACGCGGAGACCGAUCUCUCCGGAUUCAUUCAGGGGAACGAAUCUUACUGGCCUCAACCGCCCGAGCACUUACGUCGGGCUGCGGCUGGUAUUGCUGAGGAUGACCACAGCACUCCCACCCCGGAAACAGUAACCACCAAGCAACUCCAGAAACACCUGACCAAAGAACAGAUACACGAACUGUUGUGGUUCUACAAAGAAUGGGAGGAUGAACAAGCUGCAAGCUUCAGAGACUAUGACGAAGUCUGGGAGGAGAGCCGGUAUCUAAGCAGCCCUUCCACUACCUCUCCUCAAAGCCAUAAAAAUCAGAGAAAGCUCCUCGCCCUUCCCACCCUGGGCCUCUCGCUCCCGGGCAUCUACGACUGGGUGCAGUGCGAGGUGCGGUAUCGCAAGAUCGAUGGAGACUUGCUGCGGCGCGGCACUUCCUGGCAGCGGUUCAAGUUUUGGCGGACGCGGGAUGCGGGGUUUAGACUGAGGAGGCGGGAGCCUUUGUUGGAGAGAAGGGAGUGGUUGGGCUUGAAGAGGAGGGAGAUGGCUGGAGAGGUGCCGGUUAGUGUUGCCGAUGCUUUUAGGAGUGAUUAA